Molecule: messenger RNA, 932 nt
Organism: Hordeum vulgare subsp. vulgare (domesticated barley)
Lineage: Eukaryota; Viridiplantae; Streptophyta; Magnoliopsida; Poales; Poaceae
Product: blue copper protein-like
Exons: 2
Coding region: 130-729 (199 amino acids)
Cellular component (GO): plasma membrane
Molecular function (GO): electron transfer activity
Source: RefSeq, a predicted model, not a curated record
UGCAGGCCUCUGCCCAUCAGUCGAUCCAUUGGCCGAGAGAGAAACGCAUUGACUGUUUUCACAGACGCUCUGCUCUCUCGUCUCCGGCUCGGUUGGUUGAUUUGUGUCGAGCUUGCAGCUGGUGCUAAGAUGGGUUCCGCCGGUGGCGCGUGUCUGGCUGCCUUGGCCGUCUUGCUCCUCGUGAUCACGACGGCGUCCGCGGCGAAGUACACCGUCGGCGACAGCUCCGGCUGGACCACCGGGGCGGACUACACCACCUGGGCCAGCGACAAGAAGAUCAAAGUCGGCGACUCCCUCGUGUUCAACUACGCCGGCGGGGCGCACAACGUGGCGGAGGUGAGCGCGGCGGACUACGCGUCGUGCUCCGCCGCCAACGCGCUCAGCAGCGACGGCAGCGGCACCACCACCGUCGCGCUCAAGACCGCGGGGAAGCACUACUUCAUCUGCGGUGUCACCGGCCACUGCAGCAGCGGCAUGAAGCUCGCCGUCGACGUCGCCGCCGCCACCGCCGCCUCGCCGCCCAAGGCGUCCCCGACGACCCCGGACGCCCCCGACACCCCCUCCACAACGCCGACGUCCCCGUCCACCCCCGGCGCCACGCCCAAGACCCCCGCGACCGUGCUCGCGCCGCCGGCCAAGCAGUCGGAGUCCGGCGCCAGCGAGCUCAGGGCCACGGCGGUGGCUGGCCUGGGCGCCAUCGCCGGGCUGGUGGCCGCGGGGCUCUUCUAGAGGGGCGAGGCCAGGAUGGAGGCAGUGCUGUACGUACGUACGUACGUUAGGUUGCAUGUCGUCGAUCAGCUCAUCGUGUCAGUCGUUUCUCGUUUGUUGAGGAGGCCAUCUUUCUUUUGACGGAGGGGACUAGCUUUUGUUGUGGUUGGCAGUCACGGUGGUUGGGUACCUUGGAUUCUAUGUUAUGAUUUUUUUUUACAUCA